This is a messenger RNA of Fusarium pseudograminearum CS3096, 303 nucleotides long. RefSeq lists its product as uncharacterized. The transcript is spliced from 2 exons. Bases 1 to 303 code for a protein of 100 amino acids. Lineage: Eukaryota; Fungi; Ascomycota; Sordariomycetes; Hypocreales; Nectriaceae. The record is from RefSeq and is a predicted model, not a curated record.
AUGGUUCAUCACGGUUCAUCAUGGCACCUCGUCCUUUAUCUCGAGCCAAUGGCUACCAAUGUAGCACGCCGUAGCCCCUCGUGCCCUCCUGUACGAAGUUCGAGUAACUUGCCGUCUUUCUUCAUCCAGGAUAGACGCCAAUCUAAGCCUCGUUUCUGUGCUUCUGAGACCGGACCCCUGCCCACCGAAAAGCCUACUCCGACCACAGCACGCGACCAUUUCCUCGAUGAUGCUUGGUCCAUGAACUCAGUUCCCUUCAACCCGGUCGUUCUAGGUUCAAGUUGGACAAAACCUGAGAUGUAG